Molecule: messenger RNA, 1241 nt
Organism: Oryza brachyantha (malo sina)
Lineage: Eukaryota; Viridiplantae; Streptophyta; Magnoliopsida; Poales; Poaceae
Product: transcription factor MYB93-like
Exons: 3
Coding region: 1-984 (327 amino acids)
Source: RefSeq, a predicted model, not a curated record
AUGGGAAGAUCACCUUGCUGCGAUGAGAGUGGGCUCAAGAAGGGGCCAUGGACACCGGAGGAGGACGAGAAGCUGCUCCAGUACAUCCAGAAGAACGGCCAUGGCAGCUGGAGGACCCUGCCGAGGCUUGCAGGUUUGAAUAGGUGUGGGAAGAGCUGCAGGCUGAGAUGGACGAACUACCUGAGGCCGGACAUCAAGAGGGGCAAGUUCUCGCAGGAGGAGGAGCAGACCAUCCUCCACCUCCACUCCAUCCUCGGCAACAAGUGGUCGGCGAUCGCGACGCACCUGCCGGGGAGGACGGACAACGAGAUCAAGAACUUCUGGAACACGCACCUCAAGAAGCGCCUCAUACAGAUGGGCUUCGACCCCAUGACGCACCGCCCGCGGACCGACUUCUUCGCCGCGCUGCCGCAGCUCAUCGCGCUGGCGAGCCUCCGGGACCAGCUCGCCGCGGCCGCCUCCGGCGACCCGGCGGCGGUGCAGAUGCAGGGCGCCGGGGUCGGGGCCGACGUGGCCAUCCAGGCGGCCAAGAUGCAGUACCUGCAGUGCCUCCUCCAGUCGGCCGCCACCACCAUCGCCUCGGCCGGCUCCGGCGGCUCCACGUCCUCGGGCGCCAUCUCCGCGCACGACGCCGACGCGGCUCUCGCCGCCACCGCCGCCCUCUCGUCGCCGCCUGGCAACUCCUCCGUCCCGACGCCGACAGCCAUGGGCCACUCCGGUGGCCAGGUACCAUGCACGUUUCCCGAGGCGCCGGUGAUCACGAGCGACGUGGAGGCCAACCUAAGGCUCCUCGGCGCCGACGGGUUCACGUGCCACGGUGGCUCGCUGCCGCCGCUCGCCGAUCUCUCCGACGUGACGAACCCCGUGGCGGACUGGUGCAGUGCGACGGCGGCGUCGUCCAGCUGCGGCGGCGGCGGCGCGAGCAGCCCUUUCCCGUGGCCGGAGUUCUUCCCCGACGACCCCUUCGUCACUGAUUUCCUAUGACGUCAUAAUAAAUACCAUUAUAACGAAUGAACGUAUAUAUAUACAUAUACGUACACCAUAUAUAUACGUACGCUGAUCUAUCUCUGAACCUUUGUAAGAUCUAUGCAUAUACAACGUACGUCCUACGUAUGCAUGUAUAAAAAGACGUAUUUUUUGUGAGGAUCACACCUGCAACUUUCUCUUUGAAGAUUAAAAAUUAGAAGCUUGGAAUAGCUAGGCUGAUUUACAGUUGUUUAAUAUCCAGCUCAGCAAUAAGA